Molecule: messenger RNA, 3345 nt
Organism: Cajanus cajan (pigeon pea)
Lineage: Eukaryota; Viridiplantae; Streptophyta; Magnoliopsida; Fabales; Fabaceae
Biological process (GO): regulation of defense response to fungus
Source: RefSeq, a predicted model, not a curated record
UUGGUUGUAGACAGAAACACAAUUAUUUGGUUUUGCAUUUCUCCUUGUAGCCCAACUAACACCACUCCGUACAACCUUAAACAAUGUUUCUAUAUUACUAUUUUGCUGUCUAAAACUCAAAGGCAUGAAUAAAGUUGCGAUCUUUUUUUUUCUUUUUUUUUUUUCAGUAACCCUGAUAUGGAAUGAAAGAAUCCAUUUUGCAAGGUUCUAAGAUUCUCAGAGGAAAUUUUGUCCCCACUGUGCUUUCUCUUCAUUACUCCCCUUUUUCGGUUUUUGGUCUCUUGUUGUUUGGAUUCUGAGAAAAAACCCCGAAAGGAAAAUCAUCAGCAAAAGAAAAAGCACAAAACACACCCUCUCUCUCUUCCUUCCCCACCCCACCACUUUGGUCACUUCAUUUUCUGAGUUUGUUGUUGUUUCCAAGAGGCCAAACACUUCCUUUUGGACCUCUACGUGAAAGUUCUAUCAUAAUAAUAUCUGGGUCUAAGAGGAUUCUGCUGCUUCUUCUUCUUUGUUUGGUGAUGGUGCUUGGUUAGACACCCUUCGUGUGCUUGUGUUUGUUUUGUGUAUUAUCGCUCAGUUCAAUUCAGCAAUGGAGGACUCAGCCAUGUUGCGUCUGGUGAGGUGCCCCAAGUGUCAAAAUGUCCUUCCUGAACUUGCCAAUUACACUGUUUAUCAAUGUGGUGGUUGUGAUACUGUUCUUCGAGGAAAGCUUAAAGGUUCCGAAGGUGGUAGGUUGUGGGAGGCUACGGAUGAGGGACAAGGUGGAGGAGCACAUGGUAAACCAGUAAGUUUCUUGGGGAAAGGGGUAGUUGAUCUGGGUGAUAAUUCAGAUGUUGAUGUUAGGUCCAAUGGUGGUUUCUCCAAGCAGGAUCAAAGAAGGGAUUUGGGGAAACCAAAUAAAGGAAAUGAGAGGUUUUUGGAUGAUUCCAAAGAUGGGGAUGAGAAAGGGAUUUUGGAGAAUGGUUUUGAUGUCAAUAAGGACAAAAGGGGUAAAUCAAUAGGAAGGGAGCAUCAUGAGCAGAAGCCUCAAAUGGGACGGGACCAAUUCUAUGGGAGAAUGUCUAAUUGGCCAAAUGGGGAGAGAGGUGAGAUGGAGGGGUUUUGGAGAAAGCCACAAGCUGAUAUAGAGGGUGUUAGAUUUCCCACUUUGAAUUAUCCUGAAGAGGGAUCUUCAAAUAGCUAUUCAAGUUUUCCUUAUGGGGAACAAUGGAGGAAUUGUAAGGACAUGGAUGGUAUGAAUAGGGUUCAGCACCUUGAGCAAGACCGAGCUGAGAUAUUAAGGAAGCUGGAUGAGUUAUCAAACCAGCUGAGCAAGUCUUCUGAGUUGGCUAAUAAUCCAAAAGAAAAGGUUCUUCCUGAGGGUAAGAUGGUUCCUCCAGAUCCUUAUAAUGGCCAUGAAACUUGGCUUCCAGAUGGAUCAUCUACGGUGAACAGGACCUCGAGACAAUUCUUUGGCCCUGAUAAACGCUUGGCAGGCCCCCCUUAUUUCAAUUAUCAUCAUGAUCCAUAUGCUUAUUCAAGUGGUCAUGAAAUGGCCAUGCCCAACUUCCACCCUUCCAUGCACAAUCCAAACUAUGUUCCUGGAUAUGGGGAUCCUUUUGUACCUCAAAUGAUGAAAGGUUCACACCCUUUACCUCAUCAAUUCCCUCAAAAACCAAUGCAUCCUUACUUUCCCGGGCACUAUGUUGAUACUGGUCCUGAAUCAUAUGAUCCAUAUGCACUUAAUGCUAUGCUUCACCCACCUUCUUGCUCUUGUUUUCGUUGCUAUGACAACAAAAGAAGAGGUUCUGUGCCUGCACCACCUGCUGCAUUCAUUAACAGCAGAUUCCCUCAUACCCCUGCCCCAAAUGAUCCUAUGUUGUACCGUCAUGAUAUCCCAGGAGCAGUUGGUCCGCAUGUUCAUAAUUCUAGAACUGCCAUUCCUGAUGUGAGUUUGCAUGAAAAUAAAAUGCAUACAAGAUGGCAUAGAGACUACAAGUCUGAGAUGAAUGGUUUUGUUCGAAGCCAUCCUCGAAAAGUAGUGCCUGCUAAUGGUAGUAGGCAUUGCCUUCCUAUAGCUGGUGGUUCUCCUUUCUUCACAUGUCAUAAUUGCUUUGAGUUGCUGCAACUGCCUAAAAAGACACUGGUCAUGGAGAAAAAUCAUAAGCAAAAAAUGCGAUGUGGGGUUUGUUCUUCAGAAAUAAAAUUUUCUGUCAUCAAUAAGAAGCUAGUUAUUUGUCUUCAUUCAGAAACGGAGGAUAGUGCCACUUCCACGAGGAUUGAUGAUACUGCUAAUGAGGUUGUGAAUAGUCAUUUGUCCCAUUCCCGUGGUGAUGCUAACACCAGUGCUGUGAACUUCUCAUCUGAUGAUUAUUCUGGUUAUGAUUUUCACUCAGUUGAUAGAGAAUCUCCUGUGCUGGCUGGUGAACCAAGCUUGAACUCUAGCAAGUCUAGGGAGAUGCAAAGUUUUCAUUCUUCAUCAUCUCCCAGUACCUCUGAUGAUGAAAAUAGUCCAGAAGUUAUGAAUGCACCAAGUGAAGCUACUAAUAAGUCCAUUCAUCAGCCAUCUAAAUCCUCUGAUCAAUCUCCUCCACCUUCUGGCUCGUGCAAUAACAAUGCUGUAAGUCGAUUAGGGAAAGGUAAUCAAAGUAAUCGCUCAGAUCAAGGGAAGGAAAAUAUUGAAAAGAAUGCCUCAAGGAAAAAUUCAUUGAAAGAGGUAGUGCUUGCAUCUGAGAUGGAUGUCCAUGAUUAUUCUAACACUGGGGUCUCCCAGGAUUCUGGUGAUGCAAGUGGAGAACACGAUCAUCCAAGGUCUAACAAAAGGGGUGAAUCAUUUUUAGCAAACAUUAUCAAGAGAGAUAGCAGCAAAAGUAAUGUUACUGUAAAUGGACAACCCAUACCAGAUCGUGUGAUUAAAAAGGCUGAAAAGCUAGCUGGACCAAUCCAACCAGGAAAUUACUGGUAUGAUUUCCGGGCUGGAUUUUGGGGUGUCAUGGAUGGGCCAUGUCUUGGAAUAAUUAUGCCAUUCAUAGAAGAGUUCCAGCAUCCCAUGCCAGAUAAAUGUGCUGGUGGAAAUACUGGUGUUUUUGUAAAUGGCAGGGAACUUCACCAAAAAGACUUAGAUUUGCUUUCUCGUAGAGGACUUCCUCGUGACAGCAAUAGAUCUUAUAUCAUCGAAAUUUCUGGGAGAAUCCUGGAUGAAGACACAGGAGAAGAGCUAGACAGCCUUGGGAAACUUGCACCAACAGUGGAGAAAGAAAGGCGUGGAUUUGGCAUGAAAGUACCAAGAGCAGCUGCAUAAUAGAAGUGUAGCAAUAUAAUUUCUGCUGAGAUUUGAGAUUUUUUUUUUUCAGAGCACAAAAAAAC